Galdieria sulphuraria is the source of this 1603-nucleotide messenger RNA. RefSeq lists its product as uncharacterized. Lineage: Eukaryota; Rhodophyta; Bangiophyceae; Galdieriales; Galdieriaceae. Gene Ontology annotation, molecular function: phosphatase inhibitor activity; chromatin binding; transcription corepressor activity. Bases 63 to 983 code for a protein of 306 amino acids. Gene Ontology annotation, biological process: negative regulation of transcription by RNA polymerase II; negative regulation of phosphatase activity. The record is from RefSeq and is a predicted model, not a curated record. The transcript is spliced from 2 exons.
GAAGAAGAUUUUCAGAAAACCAAUUUAUCACAUCAAUCCGUGUCAGUUGAAAGAAACAUGGUAUGGACACGAACAGCGGUACAGAGGGCUAUGCAGUCGACUCGAGAGCUCAACUAGCUGAACAAUUACACAAAUCCGAAAAGGAAUACCAAAGUUUGUUAUCAUACCUUGAGUCCCAACAGGCAGCUGGAAACUCAACACAACGAGCUUUCCUUCCGUUAGGGCCUCUUGUAUAUGCAAGCGGUGCUCUCAAACCUUGUGGAGCGGUAUUGGUAUUGCUAGGAGAGAAUUAUUUUGCUAGAGUUACCUUGGAGCAAGCCAUGAACAUAGCCCAUAGAAGAAUAGCCUUCAUUCAGAGAAGACUGUCAGAAUUGAAAAUAGAUAAAGUUCUUUCAGAACGGAGUGAACCUGUCAUAAAAAAGCAAGAAAACGAAAUUUUAUUAGAUCGUUGGACCAAAAGCAUGCAACUUCUAGAGCGGUAUAUGCAGGCCGAAGAUGUUGUCAACUUAUGUGAAGAGUACGAUGACUCUGUUUCGAAGGAACCAGUUCGCGUUUUCGGUUUGAAGAAGGAUAUGCCUCUUAGGAAAAUAGAGCAAGAAGAGUUAGAGGAAAACGUGGACUGGAGUAGUCUCUUGGAUGUGUCAGGUUUAACUGCGGAACCGAGUGGACAAAACCAAAAGCUUCCCGAAUUCGUUUGGAAUGACUUGAGACAACUUGAAAUAGCCGAAACUUCUAGUUUCACGGGAGAUACAGUUGAAGACUCAACUGGUGCCAAUAUAGAAGUGUUUUCCUAUCUUCCGCACCAGCAGAAACAAGUCGAGGUUUCUUCGCAAGUUGAGCAAAAACUAUCCACCAAUCAACAUACUACUUCAGGCGUUGCUUCAAAGAAUGCUGACGAACCUCAGUCGACAACUUCUCAACGGAACUCGUCUAAAGAAACUUUUUCUGGACUAAUCAAGGAAAGAAAGCCUCCAUCAAGCUAAUCGAAGGUGUUUGCUCAAUAUGUUCGAAUUUUUCCAAAGCGAAUUCUAUGGAAGAAGGAAUAUUUGGAAAAUGUUUUUCUCCAAAGCAAAGUGACAGAGAAAGACAUCCUUUUGGGAUAAAUGAUAGUCAUUUAUUGACCGGUCCUUUUUUGCCAGUGAAGUUGAAAUAUCUCUUUAUCUCCUCAGUUUUAUUUGCGAUAGCAUUGAUGUAAACUAUUAGAACUGUCCGUGGUAAAUGCUGAGACGAAUACUUUUCAUACACGAACUCGAAACUGCUCUGCUUCAAGAUUUUAAUUAGGUUCCUACAGUUGGCAUCUCUUUUGUGAUGCUCGCUUGACAAAUCGAACUACCGUGUUCGCUUCUAUAUCUACAACACAAUCAGCUCAUAGACAAGUUGUUGAGAAACAACAUUGCAAGGUAGAGCGUUUAGGUGAGACUUUCGCACUGUUUCUUGGGAAUUACCAGUCUCGUAGAGUUUCGCAUAAAAAUAGCCAACAAGUUUCUCUACUUAUUGUAGUCAAAAAGUGCUGCAAAUAGACUAUUUUUAUGUAGCAAAAGGUUGGAAAUGCAAUAGAUAUUACGAAGUGGUAGUUAGUCCAAUGCCCAUUGAGUACGCAGAA